UAAACCCUGCAGAGCGAAAAGACCCGUAGGAAGAAGCUUUCUGUCUUUUUGCCGUUAAAUUCUUAACCUGACAUACAACAGGAGUUAUCCACUGGAGCAUCUGUGUGUCUGGAUAAACCUGAAUUAAUUAACUUUAUGAGUGAUCCCGAAUGUUUUACCCUCCGUUAGCCUGCAUAGUUAAUGAAGUUAGCUUAGCUCGACUGGUGAGACCAAACUGUGUUUUCACGGAGUUCUUGUGAAGAAAAAGUCGCUGUCUCCGUGUGAAAAUGUCUAAAAUCCAGAUGCUGAGAGGUUUUAUCAACCAGCGACUAACUGCGGCUGCUGAAGAGAUAUUUGGGCUGUUUGAAAGAACGAUAUCAGAGUACGAGGAGGAACUCUGUCGUUCCAAAGAGGAGAACCAGAGAGAACCAGAACAUCUGGACACCUGUAUGAACCCUGAUGUUCAGUUGCACAGAGCUGAGGUCCAGCAGCUGUUGGUGAGUAAAGAAGAGGUUCCCACUGAGCAGCAGCAGCAGCAGUGGAGCCCCAGGCUGGACCAGGAGGACCCACCAGAGCCGCCACACAUUAAAGAGGAACAGGAGGAGCUCUGGAGCAGUCAGGAGGGAGAGCAGCUUCCAGGACUGGAGGAGGCUGAUAUCACCAAGUUCCCAUUCACUCUUGUCCCUGUGAAGAGUGAAGAAGAUGAUGAAGAGAAACCUCAGUCCUCACAGCUUCAUCAAAGCCAGACUGAACAGAUGGAAACAGAAACUGAUGGAAAGGACUGUGCAGGACCAGAACCAGCCAGGAACUUUAAGUCAGAUAGUUGUUUACAACCAACUCUAAGUUAUGAAACAUCACACGUUAAUAAACAUGUGGCUGAAGAGAGUAAUGAGGACUGGACAGAGGCCAGAGGAUCUCCUUCUGACUCAUCAUAUGUUAAUGUCCUGGAAAAUAAAGACGUCCCUGUGAGUGACUUGAGAAGCAGUUCUGUUAAAAAAUCGUUUAGCUGUUCUGAGUGCGGUAGAAGAUUUGUCCACAAGGGAAAUCUGAAGAGCCACAUGAGAUGUCAUACUGGCGAGAAGCCGUUUGGUUGCUCCAUUUGUGGGAAAAGAUUCAGGCAGAACUCAAAUUUGGUCGCACACCUGAGAAUCCACACCGCAGAGAAGCCUUUCACCUGCUCUGUUUGUAACAGCAGUUUUAGUCAGCAAGGGACUUUGGGUCAGCACAUGAGGAUCCACACGGGUGAGAGACCCUUUAGUUGUUCAAUUUGCGGCAAAAGAUUUACACAGAGAGGAUCUCUGACUGAACACAUGACUGUCCACACAGGCGAGAAACCGUUCAGCUGCAGUGUUUGUGGCAAAGGGUUCAACAGACAAUCGCAUCUCAAAAACCACAAGUGUGUUUGUUUCACAGAUGCCUUUGUUAACAUAAACGAUCAUAUGCUGUGGCCGAGUUGAUCCAAUGAAUCCAGGCAGUUAUUGCAGGAUUCAGCAUCAAUCCCUUGUAGUGAACAGAGCACAACGGGUGUGUCACUAAUGGCGUUUUUCCACUACAGGAACUUAUCAACAGGUAACCUGUAAGGCUUUUGUUUCAUGUUUCUGUUGUUGUAAAGGGAUGUGGCAUGUGUUGUAAUUGGGGGGGGGGCACUAUGUUUUGCUAAAGUUCAAUAUUCACUGCCAGUCUAUUUUUGACUGAAGCCACGUCAAGCAGCACAGAGCAGAUGAACCAGACAGGAAGUCAGACACAGAACAGUAUAGAGACUCUGAUCAAUUUUCAAAAUAAAACACCCUUUGCAGACUCCUGAUCGUACAUCAACAAGUUAAAACAGACCCCAAAAAAUAAACAAUUUAACUACAUAGCUACUUAACCAUGGUAGAAGCACAAAAAAUCAAGGACAACUGAACAAAUAGGCAAAAUCAGACAGGCAAAACGCUUUUAUUCUGAAAUGCUCUAGGUGGAUAUGUAACGUUGGCCUGCAGGUAGCUGUCAUAGUUGAAGCACACACAAAUUAACAACGCGUUAACAACGUGUAGGCUAAACACUCGGCUGCUGAAACACUUCAGUGAAUAAUGAUAAACAACGUAGAUCCUUAUAACUUGGCAGCCCAAGACUGGAUAACAGAACCAGACACACACCUUGACAUUGGAAAUCAUCUUGUUUUUGGACUGAGCGUGUGCACUUUGCACGAGUGUAAAAAUUAUAAAUCCCUGGAACAUUAAAAGUUUUGCAGCAGCUGGGUGCAGACCAGCUAAUUCACAAGCCUUAAAGCCGUCCCUGCAGCAGAUCACGUCUUGUUUUGCCCCUCUUGUUCAAAGUAAACGUGCAAUUAAAACUGACAUUAAAAGAGCUGUUACUAAAGAGCUCA
Molecule: messenger RNA, 2344 nt
Organism: Micropterus salmoides (largemouth bass)
Lineage: Eukaryota; Metazoa; Chordata; Actinopteri; Centrarchiformes; Centrarchidae
Product: zinc finger protein 8-like
Exons: 2
Coding region: 267-1436 (389 amino acids)
Biological process (GO): regulation of transcription by RNA polymerase II
Molecular function (GO): RNA polymerase II cis-regulatory region sequence-specific DNA binding; DNA-binding transcription factor activity
Source: RefSeq, a predicted model, not a curated record